AUGCGUAUUCCUGGCUGGGAGCGGGACCUCCGAUCACCGGGGCUACCUCGGAUGCAGUAUGUAGAAAGCCAUAACGAUGAUAUAACAGAGUUGCGCUACCACCCCACCCGUAACAAUGUCUUACUCUCAGGAAGCACUGAUGGCCUCGUGAAUAUCUAUGAUACUACCAUCGCAGAUGAAGACGAAACACUACUACAAGUGAUCAAUCACGGCUCCGUACAUCACGCCGGGUUCAUCGGUGAAAAAGCCAUAUAUGCACUAAGCCAUGACGAACUCUUUUCCAUUCAUCCCUUCAACGAUCCCGAUGAAAAUGUAGUCGAGCCAGCUCCAAUUCAGUUUGGGGAUCUUCGUUCUGCAUUACAUUGCGAUUAUGUCGUAAACGUCCUCGUCGGUGCUGCUGGAGCUUAUGCAGCCACGGGAAGCACUAGGUAUAGCCCUCCUUCAUGCAGCCAUCUCCUCCACAGCUCUUUGUUCCUUCAUCCUGUUCUAAUGACGAUUCGGCGAGCUAGGGAACAAUCGCUUGAUUUGAUUCCUAUUGUCGCAUCCCCUGAGUUUCAAUUCGAUCGGACCAAAGUGUGGAGGCUUCCGGGCGCACACGGCGAAGAAGUCGUGCGUUCUGUCCUACUUGAUAACCUGUCUGGGAGCGUUUUUACUUGCGGCGAAGAUGGUCAAGUUCGAGUAUGGAGGGACGAAAGCGAAGCUAGUACGCAGGGAGGCGUGCAAUCCAGUAAAAUUGAAGCCAAUAAAACCCAUCCGGACACAUCAUCCACAGCCGGCCGACCGUCGAGACUGAAAGAAGAUCGCAAGACAAAGCGCCACAAAGAAAAACGGUACGCACCUUAUUGA
Molecule: messenger RNA, 846 nt
Organism: Ophidiomyces ophidiicola
Lineage: Eukaryota; Fungi; Ascomycota; Eurotiomycetes; Onygenales; Onygenaceae
Exons: 4
Coding region: 1-846 (281 amino acids)
Molecular function (GO): protein binding
Source: RefSeq, a predicted model, not a curated record